This is a messenger RNA of Rhipicephalus microplus (southern cattle tick), 534 nucleotides long. RefSeq names its product excitatory amino acid transporter 5-like. The record is from RefSeq and is a predicted model, not a curated record. NCBI's taxonomy places the organism in Eukaryota, Metazoa, Arthropoda, Arachnida, Ixodida, Ixodidae. Gene Ontology annotation, molecular function: neutral L-amino acid transmembrane transporter activity; glutamate:sodium symporter activity; L-glutamate transmembrane transporter activity. Gene Ontology annotation, cellular component: plasma membrane. Gene Ontology annotation, biological process: L-glutamate transmembrane transport.
AUGACCGCGCCCGAAAGCAGUAGCCCCGCCAUGACCAGCCAAAGCACGACACAGGUGACUGUUCUCACCCCUGAAAUUCCUGUGAACUUCCAUGGAGGUCCCGAUCCCAUGUUCACGUCACUGGAUAAUGCCAACCUGAUGGGCGUGCUGUGCUUCUCAGUGAUUCUCGGUCUGGUUCUGUCCGCGUUCCGCGAUGAGCAGAACGUGGUGCUGCACGUGUUUGUCUGCCUCAGCAACACACUCAUGACGGCCACGCACAUGCUCCUCUGGUUCGCCCCAGUGGGACUCUGCUCGGCCAGCGUGUCGCUUGUGCUGCAGGGUGCCGCAGAGUUGCAGGCCCUGACGGGCGACCUGUCGAUGUACGUGAUGGCUUUCCUGGCAGCCGUUGCCCUGCAUGGCCUGCUGGUGCUACCUACACUGUACCUGUUCCUCACGCAUCGUCAGCUGGGCCCAUUUUUCCGAAACAUGGUCUACCCACUGUCCGUAGCUCUGGGCACGUCCUCCAGAUGCUGCAUGGCCCUGUCGUUUAUGUAG